GUGCCCUUUUUAAAUGUCCACGUCUCUCUCUUGUGCUUACCCCCCCCUCCCCCCUCAGGACGGAGCGGCAGUGGUGCGACCUGGCCGUGUCUCUGUCUCUGCUCUCCUUGUGUGAGCGCGGCUUCAAGAGGCUGCAGGAGUGCUGGGAGUGUUACAGCGACAAGCUGACGGAGCCCGGCGUCUACCAGCCGCUGCUCUCCAUCACCGCCAAGCUGCGCCGCGGAGCCAAAGCCCUGUUCAAGGCCCAGGUGGACGAGUUUGAGAAGCGCCUGACUGCAGUUCACACGCGGGGGCUGGAGAACGUGGAGAGUCCCGAGAUGGACGAGGAGAACCAGAAGGAAGGAGGACCCUCUGAGAAGACGGUCAUUCGAACAGCUGCAGCCAGGGGCCGGCAGAGGUCAAAGAGAGGUCAAGCGAAGCCCUCGGUUUCCAGCCGAUGCGACGACAGCUUUGUGACGCCUCAGAAAUCUCGCAAGUCCAAGAAACCUGCGAUCGUCUUCAGCAGUGAUGAAGAGGAGGAGGAGGAGGAUGAUGAGG
Notothenia coriiceps (black rockcod) is the source of this 537-nucleotide messenger RNA. RefSeq names its product condensin complex subunit 1-like. Gene Ontology annotation, cellular component: condensed chromosome, centromeric region; condensin complex. The annotation marks the transcript as partial. The transcript is spliced from 3 exons. Gene Ontology annotation, molecular function: histone binding. Gene Ontology annotation, biological process: meiotic chromosome condensation; mitotic chromosome condensation. The record is from RefSeq and is a predicted model, not a curated record. NCBI's taxonomy places the organism in Eukaryota, Metazoa, Chordata, Actinopteri, Perciformes, Nototheniidae.